AUGCACUUCCAAACCAUCGUCCUCUCGGCCCUCACCGGCUUCGCCGCCGUCUCCACUGCCCUCCCCUACGUCAAGACAGAGGCGACCUCGGGCUCCCCGCCGACGCCCGUCAUCAAGGAGCGCCAGGCCAACAAUGGCGGAAACCCUGUCGACAGCGUUACCAACCUGCUAGACGGCCUCACCAGCGGCCAGGUCAAGCAGCUCCUCGGCGGCCUCCUCGGUGGAGGCGCGGGUGCCGGGGCCGGGGCCAGUGGCGCUGGCAACGGUGCUGGCGGCGCGGGCGGUGCUGGCGACCUCCUGGGUGGUCUCCUCGGCGGUCUCACGGGCGGUCUGACUGGAGGCGGCGCCGGCGCUGGUACUGGUGCCGGUGCCGGCAACGGAAGCGGUACUGGCACCGCCCAGCCUCCCACUGCAUCCUCCGGUGCGGGUGCGGGUGCGGGCACGGGUGCUGGGGCUGGGGCUGGGGCUGGAGCCGGCGGUCUAGGCAGCGUGCUUGGCGGGCUGACCGGCGCGUUGGGCGGCCGCUGA
Molecule: messenger RNA, 528 nt
Organism: Thyridium curvatum
Lineage: Eukaryota; Fungi; Ascomycota; Sordariomycetes; Thyridiales; Thyridiaceae
Exons: 2
Coding region: 1-528 (175 amino acids)
Source: RefSeq, a predicted model, not a curated record